Molecule: messenger RNA, 1314 nt
Organism: Endocarpon pusillum Z07020
Lineage: Eukaryota; Fungi; Ascomycota; Eurotiomycetes; Verrucariales; Verrucariaceae
Exons: 3
Coding region: 1-1314 (437 amino acids)
Source: RefSeq, a predicted model, not a curated record
AUGCCCUUAUCCAAGUCUUCCAAGCGUCCGCGGUCUGUCGAGAGCGGAGAAGAGGGAGAAGAGGGAGAUUACAGUGGUUCCCCGGUUGGAAAGAGACAAUGCUCGCUACCUCUCCGCAUAUCACCUACCUCGUCGCCUCGUAGGGUCUUCAAGCAGAAACCUAAGUCGACAGGGCUUUGUACGAUACCUCUGACACUGACUCCGGUUGAGUCAUCGGACGAGGACAUUGAAGAAGAGGAGCACCUCUCAAGCUUGUCGGCAUUUAAUCUCUCCGCCUUCAACAUCUCACAACCGAGCACGGCGAGUAGCUUCCUCUCCACUAGAGCCAAUGCAUCAGAAAGCGAUGCUAUGGACACGACAGAGAUGCCACCACCUUCGGUGAGCAGCUGGAGAAGGCCACAGAUGACUCGACGAAGGUCGAACGGGAUAUCUGCAAUGACACAAUCGAUGCAGAUGAACUUUUCUACGAAUGCAGAUCAGCCUGAUGCAAACGGCGGGCGCAUACCAACACCAAUUUAUGGUCAUUUUACUAGCACGGACGUAAACAUGGAUACUUCAGAGGCAUCACUAAACAGCUUUAUACAUCCAUCAGCCCGUUUCCAGCUCCGUCACAAUCACAACGUUCUCUCGCCCAUGAUGAGCGAAGAUGGCGAAUCGGAAGCUGACUGGUGGCGAAGGCGUCGACUUCCUAGCCCUGCAGAGAGUCCCGUCAUAUCACAGCGAAUGGAAACAGAUGACCUGACAGGUCCUGGUAUGAUGGACGCUCUGUCUUUUGACAACAUGCAAACACACAACUCAGAGAUGAUCGAUGAAACCAACCCAAGCCCACCAUUGUCAUCAACUUCCUCUAGAGGAAGUAAAGGGCAUGCCAUGUUCGAAAGGCGGUCCGAUACGGGCUCGGAGGCGCCAAGAAAAGGCAAACUUCUACAGCAACCCAUCUCCGGCAUCCCUCGACCACGUUUCGGUCCAAGGCGAUAUCCGUGUCUCACAGGCUCCAACCGUCAUAGUUGCCUAGCUGAUGCGCAAGCACGCCCUACCUCGCGACGUGGACGGAGCGGAGGUAAAAUCGAAGUGGCCCCGGGCGAAGCCAAGAAGGACUUUAACGGAUUGGCUGAGCGUUGGGGAGCAGGUCGUGUAUCAGAUCUGGGAGACGACGAGGACGAAUGGGCAGCCAAGAAGGGUUACGCGGAAUAUAGAGAGAGAAAGGCGCAGCUGAAGAGGAAAGGCGUAACAGGGAACGAGCCCAUCAAGCCCCUGACCCUACAUAACGACGAACCGCAUUUUCGGAUGCAAGCACCGAGAUUGGUUGCAUAA